CACCACCUUUUGUCAACACCUAUCUACAUCUUCAAAAAAAAUCGAUAAAGAUAUAAAUAAACUCUCAGUCCCUUCAUAAAGUUUUAAACUUGAAAGCAACCCAGAAGAGGAAACCAUGGCUGGUUCGAGAAAAGAAAAUGAUUUGCCAGAGGAAAAUAAAGAAAACGUUGACAUAAUCUCAGGCUCUGUUUCCGUUAAGAAAGGAGAAGAUAAGGAGAAUGUCUCGCCGGAAAACAGCUCUGAGUCUGUGGAAACUAAGAAGCAAGAUCGAGCUUUGAAGUCUCGAUCGAUGAAGGGAGGUUCUGAGUUUCCGAGUGAGGUUACAAACUUCAAAUCUUUCUCAACGGGUGGUCGAACAGCUCUGAAGCAGACAUCGCUGCAAGUGUGUAUGCAGCUGAACAGUGAAGUCGAUCAAGGUAUGAAAACUUGGACUAGUGUUGAUUCUGAGCAUUCUAGUUCGUUGAAAGUCUGGGAGUUUUCGGAUUCCGAAGCUGCCCCUGCUUCCUCUUGGUCUACUUUGCCCAAUAGGUCGUUGCUGUGUAAGACGUUACCUUUGGAUGUGGGUAGAUGCACUUGUCUGAUUGUAAAAGAACAAUCACCAGAAGGCUUACGUGACGGUUCUGUAUAUUCACUUUAUACACAUGAAGGUCGUGGAAGAAAAGACAGGAAGCUAGCAGUGGCUUACCACAGGCGGCGUAACGGGAAGUCUGUGUUUAGGGUUGCACAGAAUGUUAAGGGGUUAUUGUGCAGUUCAGAUGAAAGUUAUGUUGGUUCCAUGACGGCUAAUCUCAUGGGUUCUAAGUACUACAUAUGGGAUAAGGGAGUUCGAGUUGGAGCUGUAGGUAAAAUGGUGAAGCCGCUUCUUUCAGUUGUUAUCUUCACACCUACUAUAACAACUUGGACAGGGAGUUACAGAAGAAUGAGAGCUUUACUACCAAAGCAGCAGAUAGUGCAGAAGAACAACAAUAAGCAGGUCCAACAAGUUAGUAAACUACCACUAGAUUGGCUUGAGAAUAAGGAUCAAGUUCAAAAGCUAUGCUCAAGGAUACCACAUUACAACAAAAUCUCCAAGCAGCAUGAGUUGGACUUCAGAGACAGAGGAAGAACAAAUCUAAAAAUACAAAGCUCGGUGAAGAACUUUCAGCUCACACUCACUGAGAAUUCCAGACAAACAAUUCUUCAGAUGGGAAGAGUAGACAAAGCAAAGUAUGUAAUUGACUUCAGGUAUCCAUUCUCAGGCUACCAAGCAUUCUGUAUCUGCUUAGCUUCCAUUGAUUCCAAACUUUGUUGUACUGUUUGAACAUUAUAUAAGUUGGGAGAGUUCAAACUCUGAACAUCCCUCCAAAUAUCAUAUCAUCUCUAUUCCUUACUAUUCUCCAUAAAUCAAUGUCUCUAUUCUCCAUAACUUGAAAGUGAUAAAAAAAGAUUCAAACUUUAUUAUAUAAGAUUGUCACAAAAAAAAAAAGAAUUACCAAAAAACAAAACUUAUCAAAAUCCAAUUUUUUUUAGCAAUCAUUAAACUCGCUGUAGAAAUCAGGCGUCAGGAACGAAUCUAAACCACCGAAGAUGACGUCAUCAUCAACCUUCCCGGAGUCUUGACACCCGAAAUACGUCUGAAUAUCGUCCGGGAAGCUCCGGAAAGACGGAGCGAUCUCCGGCGGCGUCGAUGGACCGAUCACCUCCUCUGCGUUCGAGAAAGGCGACGACUUUAGGAACUUUGUUUUCCGGUCAUCGUUGUCGUCGGAGGAGGAUUGGCUCAGCGACAGUGCCGACUCGUGGUCAGGGUUUAUGAAGGGGAUGGGAUCAGGGAGCGGGAGAGUAUUCGCGGCGUCGAUUGGGUUCUCCGUCGCCGGUAAUUUGAGAUAACGGCUUAUGUCGAAGUUAGUGACGGCGUUAAGUCCACGGUACUCUAUUGCUGCCACGUCAUACGCAAUGGCCGCUUCUUCUUGUGUAGCUAACAUAACACCAAAAAAAAGACAGGGUGUAAAUAGUCACAAUCAAAAGAUUAAGGACUUACAUAGAAUUUAGGGAAGUUAGAUUUCCUUUUGUUUAGUAAUUGUUUUAAAAAAAAGUUGUGGUUGCACCAAAAAAAAAAAAAUUGUUAAAAAAACAUUGUAUAAAAGAAACUAUAUAUUGAACUAUAAUGUAUUUAUCUAAUACGUAACGCUAUGCUACAAAACAAGCCUACAACUACAAGUCAAUAGAAAUGUACUUUUCUCUUAAUUUUUCUUUCAAAACUUACUACGUACUUUUUCCCCUUGAGAUAGGACAAUAUGGGAAACAUAAUCA
Molecule: messenger RNA, 2289 nt
Organism: Eruca vesicaria subsp. sativa (arugula)
Lineage: Eukaryota; Viridiplantae; Streptophyta; Magnoliopsida; Brassicales; Brassicaceae
Source: the annotation of a GenBank genome assembly